This is a messenger RNA of Blastomyces gilchristii SLH14081, 2263 nucleotides long. Its product is annotated as phosphoketolase. Lineage: Eukaryota; Fungi; Ascomycota; Eurotiomycetes; Onygenales; Ajellomycetaceae. The record is from RefSeq and is a predicted model, not a curated record. Gene Ontology annotation, biological process: carbohydrate metabolic process. The transcript is spliced from 7 exons. Gene Ontology annotation, molecular function: aldehyde-lyase activity. Bases 400 to 2040 code for a protein of 546 amino acids.
CAGGCCACGGUGCACCGGCAAUCCUAACAGCGCUCUGGAUGGAAGGUUCUUUGGAGAGAUUUUAUCCAGACUAUAGCUGAGACACAAAGGGCCUUACGAAGCUGAUCACGACGUUCAGUACCACAGGCGGAUUUUCAAGUCAUAUCAAUGCCGAAACUCCAGGAGCAAUCCACGAAGGCGGCGAAUUGGGAUACGCUCUAUCCGUUUCGUUUGGGGCGGUCAUGGACAAGCCGGAUUUGAUUGUCACAUGUAUCAUCGGCGACGGCGAAGCAGAAUCUGGGCCGACAGCAACGGUCCUGGCACGUAUUCGAAUAUAUUGACCCCGCAGAAUCAGGAGCAGUAUUGCCUAUUCUUCAUCUCAAUGGAUUUAAAAUUAGUGCACGAACUAUAUUCGGAUGCAUGGAUGAUCGCGAGCUUAUUGCUUUGUUUGUCGGAUAUGGCUAUCAACCACGAAUUAUCGACGAUAUGAAACAUAUUGAUGCCGAUUUUAAUGCAGCUUUGGAAUGGGCAUUGGCUGAAAUCCGCGAAAUACAGAAGGCUGCUCGUUCGGGAAAUCCGAUCAUGAAACCUCGUUGGCCUGUUUUGAUUCUGCGAACUCCGAAGGGAUGGACCGGUCCAAAACAAAUCCAUGGUCAAAUUGUUGAAGGUUCUUUCAAUGCCCACCAAGUCCCUCUUCCCGCCGCCAAGAAGGACCAGGAAGGAUUAAAGACACUGAACGAAUGGCUCUCAUCGUAUAAGCCGCAGGAACUAUUUACAGAAGGUGGUGGUUUGACUGAUGAUAUCAAUGCAAUCAUCCCUCGAAAUGACCUGAAAAAGCUGGGGCAGCGAAGUGAGGUUUAUGAAUCGUACAAGGCACCCAAACUGCCCAAUUGGAAGAAAUUUGGAAUCGAGAAGGGCAAGCAGGAAAGUUCUAUGAAAGCCAUCGCUGAGUUUAUUGAUCAAGUUUUCGUCGAUAAUCCUCACUCUGUCAGGUUGUUUUCACCAGACGAGCUGGAGAGUAAUAAACUUGGUGGUGCGCUGGCACACACGGGAAGGAACUGCCAGUGGGACCAGAUCGCCAACGCCCAGGGGUACACAUUGACUGGUCGAGUGGGUAUAUUUCCUUCGUAUGAGAGUUUCCUUGGCAUCAUUCAUACAAUGAUGGUUCAAUUUUGCAAGUUCACUAAUAAGAUGGGCCUAGAGACCUCAUGGCGCCGAGACAUUGCUAGUAACAACUACAUCGAGACAAGCACCUGGACUCGGCAAGAGCACAAUGGAUUUUCGCAUCAAAACCCAUCGUUCAUUUCGGCAGUGUUGAAUCUAAAACCAAACGCGGCCCGCGUUUACCUACCACCGGACGCAAACACAUUCCUUUCUACGCUAAACCAUCGCUUGAAGUCCAAGAACUAUAUCAAUCUCAUGGUUGGGUCCAAGCAGCCCACGCCUGUAUUUUUGAGCCCGGAUGAAGCAGAAAGGCACUGUCGCGGUGGUGGUUCGGUUUGGAAAUUCGCGUCUACCGACGAAGGGAGGGAUCCAGAUGUGGUUCUCGUUGGUAUCGGUACUGAACUCACAUUCGAAGUCAUCCGGGUAGCCGCUCUACUUAGAGAACGGGUUCCAGAGCUGCGUGUGCGCGUAGUUAAUGUAAUGGAUUUAAUGAUCCUUAGCAGGGAGACGAGCCACCCGCAUGCCCUGUCAGACGAAGCAUUCAGCGCUCUCUUCACACGCGAGCGUCCGAUCCACUUCAAUUAUCAUGGAUACGAAACCGAAAUGAAGGGACUUCUCUUUGGAAGACCAAAUAUGGAACGGGUUACAAUUGCGUCAUAUAUGGAAGAGGGAAGUACCACGACACCAUUUGAUAUGAUGUUGGCCAACCGAGUUUCUCGAUUCCAUGUUGCUCAGGCUGUAGUUCGUGGCGGUGCCAUUAGGGUCGAGGAUGUUAUGAUAAGGAGACAAGAGUUGCUUUCUGAGUUUGACCAUGAUGUGAAUGAGGCGAGGGAGUAUAUCCUGCAGCACCACAAGGAUCCUGACGACAUGUAUGACAUGCCAAAAAUUUUUAAUUAGGAUAUAGGGCCAGAGAAGAAUCACAUAUAUACAUGUGAAGUAUACACGCGGGCAGUGUUAGGCGCAUGCAAACUACCUGCUGUGGAUGGCCGUCCUCGGUGAUAUUCGUUGAAGUUCAAGGCGGAAUCUUCGUUGCGGAUAUGGAUUUUCUCGUGAUAGAUAGUUUCGUGAAUAGGUUGAAUAAUGCCAUAUCCAUCUUGUAAUAGUAUAUCACUUAUUAAUU